Molecule: messenger RNA, 1314 nt
Organism: Syzygium oleosum
Lineage: Eukaryota; Viridiplantae; Streptophyta; Magnoliopsida; Myrtales; Myrtaceae
Product: anamorsin homolog
Exons: 8
Coding region: 141-977 (278 amino acids)
Biological process (GO): iron-sulfur cluster assembly
Cellular component (GO): cytoplasm
Molecular function (GO): iron-sulfur cluster binding
Source: RefSeq, a predicted model, not a curated record
AUAAAGGCCGACAACCUCCCGUGUCCUUCCCCUUUCCAAGUCGCUCUCGAAGGAUUCGUCGGUGCAUCGCGUGAGGCAGCCGUCGAGGCAUCGAUCCCCCACCCCCCACCCCACCCCAACGAGCUUCUGCGCUUCGAAAAAUGGAUCCAAUGGCAACGCAGUGUGCCGUGCUGGCUUUGACUGAUGACGCGGUUAUGCAAAUGAAAGCAGUUUUUGAUUUGAUUAGGGAGGUUGGAAGUGACAACCUGGAGCAGUGUGAUCCUCAAAUCAUCACGCAGGCAUCUCGGUUAGGUCAACUGCCGGUAGAGUCUUCUUCUGUGGACUUCGCCGUCGCUAUCUGCAAGUCACCUGAAUUUCCUGGUAAUAGCUUGUUCGAAGAAAUCUCAAGAGUGUUGAAGCCUGGUGGAACCAUUGUGAUUUGUAAGGCUUUAUCAUCCGUAGCGGAGGAUACAUCUAAGGCAUCCUCUGCUCUUGAACGGGAGUUGCUGUUGGCUGGAUUUUUAAAAGCACAGAGUCUUCAAAUUAAAUCAGUGGCAAGCUCUGAUGGUGUACGACAUUUUAUGGUCAAAGCGACAAAGCCAUCCUGGAAACUUGGCUCCUCCUUUGCAAUUAAGAAGGGCGCAAAAAGCUUUCCAAAAGUUCAAAUAAUGGGCAAUGAUGAUGAUUUGAUAGAUGAGGACAGCCUUUUAACUGAAGAGGACUUGAAGAAACCGCAACUUCCACCUGUUGGGGACUGUGAAGUUGGAAGCACUAGGAAAGCUUGCAAGAAUUGCACAUGUGGGAGAGCUGAAGAAGAGGAGAAAGUGGAAAAACUGGGACUCACCUCGGACCAGCUAAACAAUCCUCAAUCGGCAUGUGGCAGUUGUGGUCUGGGAGAUGCCUUUCGCUGCGGUACAUGCCCUUACAAGGGUCUUCCACCAUUCAAACUUGGUGAAAAGGUCUCAUUAUCAUCAAACUUUCUGGCAGCAGAUAUAUGAAUCACUUUGCAAUUACUUACAUAGAGUUCGGCUUACUGACAAGCUUGAUGGUGGUGAAUCAGUUGUGCUUUGUCUUCCGUCAUUGCGGCCUAUUGGAAAGUUCUGGCAUCCUUGUCAAGUUAGAAAGGAAGUGUGCAUUCUUGACAGGAUAAGCCAAAAUUUGAUUUGACAAGUUCUCUCGCUCAAAGGGACAUCUACCGUCUGAUUGUAUUGCUUUCAUAUGUUGUCGUGAUGUUGUUCUUGAUUUUUUAUUUAAAAUAUUUGAAAAGAGGCUGAUGGAAGAGUGUGUCGACUUCAAUCAUAUCAAUUUGUUGGUGGAUGGGGGCUUAUUUUGUUA